UAUUAUAUAAACAUAUAUUUAUUUUUAUGUAAUCAAAUAUUUUGUAUAAGUUUACCAUUUCUCAAUAAACAGUAAUGGCGAACUCAGAAAAACAGGAUGAAAAGAAGCCUGAAACUAUAGAAUUUGAGGAUAUCGAUAUAAGUCGACCAGAUAUAUUAGAGCAGCCUGUGAAUCGCUUUAGGAGGUGUCCAAUUAUUGUCACACUUGCGGAUCCUCAAAUAACGCCCGUAGACAUCCAGCAAAUGUUAGAAUGUGGAAUAAACAUAGUGAAAUUUAAGAUGUCUUAUAGUAGUAAGGGUGACAAACUUCGUAUGAUUGGUAAACUUGACAAGGCAGCCGAUGCUUGCUGUCGUAAAUUUGGUAUUAGCGAGUGGCCUAUUGCCACCUGCGUGGAGUUAAAAACCAUCGUCGUAAAGACUGGUCUUCUAGAAAACAAUGCUGAUCAAGUUAAAAUAACCAAGGGAUCUGUCGUUAAAAUAACAUGCAAUAUGGACGAAUAUAACAGAUGCAAUGAUCAUAACAUAUUUAUUGAUAAUCCAUACUUAGAAAGUGACAUACCAAUUGGAACUGAGAUAUCUAUCGCUUCUGAUGAAAUAAUAUUACAUUGUAUUGAAAAAAUAGAUUUUGAAAAUAUUAAUUGCAUUGUAAUAAAAGGCGGUAUAUUGAAAAAUGUUUGCAAUUUUUGUGCUAGAGGCAUUUCGCCUACUCGACCGAAUAUUACAAAGAAAGAUUUAGAAAUUGUUAACUUUGCGUUAGCAUAUCAAAUAGACAUGAUUGUCGUCAAUUAUGUACGCAAUGCAGAAACAAUAAAAGAAAUCAAAAAACAUAUAGGAAAUAAAAUAGCAAAGCCGUUAAUAUUUUGUGGCUUAUGUACUGGGGAAGAUCUAGAGAACGCAGAUGAAAUUAUCAAGGAAUGCGACGGUGUUAUAUUUGCAAGAGAUUUUUUGCCGUAUGAAACAAGUGCAUCACUAAAAUUAAGAUUGCCACAGAUUCAAAAAUGGAUUAGUAGUAAAUGUUUGCAGGCUGGCAAACCUAUGUAUCUUUCCGGCGGGGUGUUUAAAGAAGCAAUAUGUACCGGUGUAUUUCACAUCAAUGAAAUAUCGGAUGUUGUAAACGCUAUUAUGGACGGCGUUAGUGGUUUUGUACUGCAAGAUUGUUUUGACGUCGAUUUAGCACUACAAGUGUUGCGUGCCUUAAAUGAAUUGUGCUACUUCGUAGAACCACUUGUUACGAGUAAAAUUAAUUUUUGGAGAAUUCUGGAUGAGGUAAAAAUGCCAAUAAACGCAGCAGAGGCCGCCGUUAUAUCAUGUGCCAUGGUCGCGAAUCUAAGUAAAGCGCGUGUGAUUGUCAUACCCACUGUUUCCGGGAAAACUAUGAAGGCGCUCCACUGGAUGAGGCCUUCAGCUCUCAUUAUCACCGUUAGCACUAAAUUGAGCAUCAUACGGCUACUGCACACGUACAGAGGUGUCAUGCCGUUAAUGUACAAAGUGAAUCAAGAAAAACCUUUCAAAGACUGGUAUGAAGCUAUCGAAGAUCGUGUAAAGUACGCCAUAGAGUACGCCGUGCAAAGAGGUUGGCUGCAAUACCGCGACUAUUACGUCACGCUACAGAGAGGCGCUGACAACAGCUCCUUCUGUGAUAUGGUGAGGGUCUGGGAAGUCAGCAUUUCAAAGAAGCAUCUAGUCGAGUGUUAAAGAAGAAAAUGAUGCCAAUUAAAAGAAAUAUAAUAUUCCACACAUUUACAAUAAUGCA
Leptidea sinapis is the source of this 1752-nucleotide messenger RNA. RefSeq names its product pyruvate kinase-like. The record is from RefSeq and is a predicted model, not a curated record. The coding region runs from base 75 to 1694 and encodes 539 amino acids. Gene Ontology annotation, biological process: glycolytic process. The transcript has 9 exons. Gene Ontology annotation, molecular function: magnesium ion binding; potassium ion binding; pyruvate kinase activity. Lineage: Eukaryota; Metazoa; Arthropoda; Insecta; Lepidoptera; Pieridae. Gene Ontology annotation, cellular component: cytoplasm.